GUCACGGGGUAACAGGAAACUGUCACUCUGCGCGUGCAGUGAAAUCCGAGCUGUCGCUUCCUCUGCAGAAUUGGUCUGAUGGAGCAAAAGCACUCGGCGCAGCUCGGUGCGACAAGGCAUCAAUGCGACCGGUGUGCAUACAGCACGGAUCAUCUUGGACAUUUGACACGGCACCAGAGAACUCACACAGGAGAGAAACCCUUCAAGUGCAGUGUGUGUGGGAAGGCGUUUGCAAAGUCAUCUACUCUUGUAACACACCAGAGAACACACACGGGAGAGAAACCCUUCAAGUGCAGUGUGUGUGGGAAGACGUUUGCAAAGUCAUCUACUCUUGUAACACACCAGAGAACACACACGGGAGAGAGACCCUUCAAGUGCAGUGUGUGUGGGAAGGCGUUUGCACUUUCAUCUACUCUUGUAAAACACCAGAGAACACACACGGGAGAGAAACCCUUCAAGUGCAGUGUGUGUGGGAAGGCGUUUGCACUUUCAUCUACUCUUGUAACACACCAGAGAACACACACGGGAGAGAAACCCUUCAAGUGCAGUGUGUGUGGGAAAGCGUUUGCAAAGUCAUCUACUCUUGUAAAACACAAAAGAACACACACGGGAGAGAACCCCUUCAAGUGCAGUGUGUGUGGGAAGGCGUUUACACAUUCAUCUACUCUUGUAACACACCAGAGAACACACACGGGAGAGAAACCCUUCAAGUGCAGUGUGUGCGGGAUAUCGUUUGCACAGUCAGCACAUCUUCAAAGACACCAGAGAACACACACGGGAGAGAAACCCUUUAAGUGCAGUGUGUGCGGGAUAACGUUUGCACAGUCAGCACAUCUUCAAAAACACCAGAGAACACACAAGAUCCACCAGGAGUGGAGUGAAAUCAGCUUGUGAAAGUCAAAGUGCUGCA
This is a messenger RNA of Lethenteron reissneri (Far Eastern brook lamprey), 910 nucleotides long. Its product is annotated as gastrula zinc finger protein XlCGF71.1-like. Gene Ontology annotation, molecular function: DNA-binding transcription factor activity; RNA polymerase II cis-regulatory region sequence-specific DNA binding. The record is from RefSeq and is a predicted model, not a curated record. Lineage: Eukaryota; Metazoa; Chordata; Hyperoartia; Petromyzontiformes; Petromyzontidae. Gene Ontology annotation, biological process: regulation of transcription by RNA polymerase II.